This is a messenger RNA of Oryctolagus cuniculus (rabbit), 7592 nucleotides long. It is a transcript of the gene REPS2, whose product is annotated as RALBP1 associated Eps domain containing 2. Gene Ontology annotation, molecular function: calcium ion binding; protein binding. Gene Ontology annotation, cellular component: plasma membrane; cytoplasm. Gene Ontology annotation, biological process: endocytosis; endosomal transport. The record is from RefSeq and is a predicted model, not a curated record. Lineage: Eukaryota; Metazoa; Chordata; Mammalia; Lagomorpha; Leporidae.
GCCGGCGCGCGCCGGGAGGAAGCAGCCGCGCGGCAGCUGCGGGGCGUGGGGGCGGCGGCGGCCAAGGCCGAGGCGGUGGCUGUGGCUGUGGCUGUGGCGGCGACUGGUGUACCUUAGCCGAAGACGGUGUUCGGUCGGGCCCCUUUGCAGGCCCCAUGGAGGCUGCGGCGGGCGGAGGCUGCGGCUCUGGGCCGCCGCCUCUGCUGCUGAGCGAGGGCGAGCAGCAGUGCUACUCCGAGCUCUUCGCGCGCUGUGCGGGCGCUGCAACCGGGGGCCCUGUGACAGGGCCCCCCGAGGGCGCCAGGGUCGUUCUAAGCGCCGCCACUGCGGCUGCCGGUCCUGUGGCCGACCUGUUCAGGGCGUCGCAGCUGCCAGCCGAGACGCUGCACCAGAUCACAGAACUGUGUGGUGCAAAGCGGGUUGGUUAUUUUGGUCCAACACAGUUCUACAUUGCUCUGAAAUUAAUUGCUGCAGCACAGUCUGGCCUCCCUGUGCGGAUAGAGAGUAUUAAAUGUGAAUUGCCUCUGCCUCGCUUUAUGAUGUCAAAGAACGAUGGUGACAUACGAUUUGGGAACCCAGCUGAGCUGCAUGGAACCAAGAUUCAGAUUCCAUACUUAACUACGGAAAAAAAUUCCUUCAAAAGAAUGGACGAUGAGGAGAAACAGCAGGAAACACAGUCUCCCACGAUGUCACCCCUCGCCUCCCCUCCUUCUUCCCCACUUCAUUACCAGAGGGUGCCCUUGAGCCAUGGCUACAGCAAACUGCGGAACAGCACGGAACAGAUGCAUCCAGCUCCAUACGAAGCUAGACAGCCACUUGUCCAGCCUGACGGACCCUCAUCAGGGCCCCCAGGAACCAAGCCCCUUCGGCAUCAGGCUUCUCUUAUCCGGUCCUUUUCAGUGGAGAGAGAACUGCAGGAUCACAACAGUAAUUACCCUGAUGAGCCCUGGAGGAUAACAGAAGAACAGCGGGAGUACUACGUCAACCAGUUCCGAUCCCUUCAGCCUGAUCCCAGUUCCUUCAUCUCAGGUUCUGUGGCCAAGAACUUCUUCACCAAAUCAAAGCUUUCCAUUCCAGAACUCUCCUAUAUAUGGGAGCUGAGUGAUGCUGACUGUGAUGGCGCCCUGACCCUGCCUGAGUUCUGUGCUGCAUUUCAUCUCAUUGUGGCCCGGAAGAAUGGCUACCCACUGCCCGAAGGGCUGCCUCCGACUCUGCAGCCAGAGUACCUGCAAGCAGCUUUUCCUAAGCCCAAGUGGGAGUGUGCAUUAUUUGAUUCUUAUUCUGAGUCAGUGCCAGCAAUUCAACAGCCUCGUGACUUGAAUCGGAUGGAGAAGACGUCUGUUAAAGACACAGCUGACUUUCCUGUCCCUACCCAAGAUGUGACCAGUGAUGACAAACAAGCUUUGAAAAGUACUGUCAAUGAAGCCUUACCAAAAGAUGUUUCUGAGGAUCCAGCAACUCCUAAGGAUUCCAACAGUCUCAAAGCAAGACCAAGAUCCAGAUCUUACUCUAGCACUUCCAUAGAAGAGGCCAUGAAAAGGGGCGAGGACCCUCCCACCCCGCCACCGCGGCCACAGAAAACUCAUUCCAGAGCCUCCUCCUUGGAUCUGAAUAAAGUCUUCCAACCCAGUGUGCCAGCUACUAAGUCAGGAUUGUUACCCCCACCACCUGCACUCCCUCCGAGACCUUAUCCAUCACAGUCUGAACAAGUCUCUGAGGCUGAGUUACUCCCACAGCUGAGCAGAGCCCCUUCGCAGGCUGGAGAAAGUAGUCCAGCAAAGAAGGAUGCACCAUAUUCUCAGCCGCCAUCAAAGCCCAUUCGUAGAAAAUUCAGACCUGAAAAUCAAGCUACAGAAAACCCAGAGCCUUCUACCAUUGUAGGUGGGCCAACUUCCACAGCAGCCAUGAAACCUCAUCCUACAGUCCAAAAGCAGUCUUCCAAACAGAAGAAGGCCAUUCAGACUGCUAUCCGCAAAAAUAAAGAGGCCAAUGCAGUGCUGGCCCGGCUGAACAGUGAACUCCAACAGCAGCUCAAGGAGGUUCAUCAAGAACGGAUUGCAUUGGAAAACCAAUUGGAACAACUUCGUCCAGUCACUGUGUUGUGACCCCCUAAGGUUCAAGUGACAGUGGGUGACCUUGUCUGCCAAGAUAUUUCCUUCAAAUGUUUGAGCCCAACUGCUUGUCAUAGAUGUCUAGCUGUGUCAAAAGCUGUAAACAGCAGAAUAUAAUCCAUAUGACCUUUUCUCUUGCACUUCACUUGUACAUUUCACUGUGGUGGAAAAAAAUACUUCAACUGAUUAUCACACUUGAAAUUAUAAUGAUGGUCAGUGAAAUUUAUCCCCUGCUCUUAAGUACUUUCUCAAAGUGAUAGAUGCUGCUCCUUACCCAAAAUCAGUCUUCUAGCAGUUAAAAAUAAUUUAGAGCAUUAUUUAUUUAAAGAAUUUAUGAUUUGUACAAAAUCUUAUAACCAAGUACCUUCAGGAUGCUUGUUUUAUUUUUGUAUGUUUAUCACAUACAAUAGAUUGGUUUCCUGAAUAAUUGGGAUUCCAACUGGAUAGUCUUUGGCAUGAUGAUAAUAAAAACAAAAGUUAAAAUAAAAUUAAAGCAUCAGAUUGAGCUUGGCACUAUGCCCUCCACCACUAUAUGCCAAAAAUUGCUUCUCUAGUGCCAUUUUGAUAUUCUAUCUAGCUAUAAAUAAUUCAUCACUAUUGUUUUCUAUUGAAUGUCAAAUGCUUAUUGGUCUUUAUACCUCUGUAAAGUGAAGAUUUUGGCAAUGAGCUGUUUAACUUGGCCAGUUACAGGCCAUCAACCCAGAAAACUCAGUCCUUUCAUGUAAUUUUUUGGGCAAGAGUGAUCUACUUUAACUGCCUCACCUGAACAAAGUAAAUAAAUAGUUGCCAGAUAGCUACUUUUAUUCUGCAUGAGAUAACAUAUCUAUAAAUGCAUGAGUUUGGAAACCACCGUCAAAUAUGAAAAGCUGAUGAGACUGAAUUGAUAAAAAAUUGUUGUUUGAACCCAGGUAUUCAGACUGGGGAAGAAGGGAAGAUGGUUUUUAGCAUCAUUCCAAUAAUCUCUGGUAGUUAUUUUUUCUUAUUAUAACCUAGAUUGUGAAUGUAUUGGGUAUAAAGAAAUAAUGAAAGAAAGCAAACCUCACACUGGAUAUAUGAUUAUUUUGGUCUCUGUGAAGUGUACCCUUGGGAAGUGAUUGCACUAUAUCAGUUUCAGGAGGAGCACUACACUAACUAUAGUGUAGACGAUAUAAAAAACAAUAAGCUUAAAUUGCAGAAGCGGGUAUUCUAUAGAAAUUUAGUAGCUGCUGCUUCUCCUGAGAGCUCCAACUGAAAGUGGGAAUGGACUGACACCACAGGGUCACAGGGGCACAGGACCACUUAUCCUCACAGGGAUGCCAGCUUUAACAUCACUUUGAGAGUUUAAUGGCGAGAAGUACUGUCUUUGUAUAUUUUGUUAACUUACCCAUUCUUAGCAUAAUAGAAUUGGGUAUAUCUAGGUCCUUUUUCGAGUGGUUUUGGAUAGGUUUGCAAUAUGUGGAAUUAAGCUUUUGAUUUCAGUAGAGUUGAGAGCUUUUAGAAAAAGUGGACAUUUAUUUAAUGUUUAUUUUAUUGGCAAGCUUUAUCAAUAGCUUAAUGGCAAAAGUGAAAGGCUCAAACACAUGAUGCAUUUUAAAGAAAAACAAAUUGUUGAAUCUUUUCCAUGCAUAUUUAAGGAGUUUGAAUUGGUUUGAUUUUUGAAAAUCAUAAAAAUUGAACCAUUUCUCUAUUCCCCUGCCACCAUCCCCCACCUACCCAUGCUUGGCUGUAGUUUUUGUUCUUUUUUGGGGUGGGGGCAAGGAUUGGGAGUGAGUUUCAGUACUUACUAAGAUUAUGAAUAGGUCAGUGCAAAUUUUCAGGUAACCUCAUUUCCCAUGUUCUGAGGUCUGGGGAGCUGCAACAAAUUUUAUCAACAGUCUUCUCAUUGCAGAUAUUUCACAGCAUGUUUGGCCUUUGGUACAUUCAAUCCAGCAAUGACUAGCAUAUGCACUUUAUCUCAUAAUCUUCCAGUACAUAUGUACUCACUCGGGAUAGCACUUCAUAUCUGUUAGCCAGACAUAUAAACUAAGGAAUGUUAGUCUAUGCUAUGCAUUUAAAAAUAUUGACAUGCUAUUUCUCCUCAUGAAGCCAGUGACAAAAUGAGCCAAAUUAGGAGGUCGAGUUUUGUUUAGUUGGUUUGGUUUUCCUUAAAGCAAAAAUAUUGCAUUGGACAAUCAAAGCCCCCUGAGUUUCACAGUCUCACCAGUAUUUUAAGAUAGGCAUGGCAUUAAAGCACAAACCCAGCCUUCUCGACUAGACUUAAUUUGGACCACAGUUUAUUAGUUGCUUAGAAGUGGAUUUUUUAAAAAACAAAUAUUUGUAUGUGUCUUAUUUUAAACACACACACACACACACACACACUGUAAUAAACCUAACUAGUGUCCAUCCUUAUUUCUAUUUUCUUGGGAUGUGCACUUUUAACUUAGAAUUAUAAUGCCUGAUAAUGUUUCUGUGAGCCUUUAAUGUGAUUUAUAGAAAGGCUAGGUUAUUAAAAUCACCAUUAUACCUCUUCUAUAAAACUACUCCAAAAUUAGAUCUGCUUAUUAAGGGCAGAAUUCUAUAGACAAGGUUAAUGUUGCCCCAUCCACUGGGGGUUUAAUUACCUUGUUGUUCAGUGGUCUUCUCCCGUGGGGUCCUCCAGUCCUGGAGAUGAAAGCACAGCAGAAGCUGAUAGUGGGCUGAUAGAGUUCCUUAGUGUCUCUUGUAUGUGGCAUAUUAUGUUUGCCAUCUCUCUAUCCAGCAGGCAUGAAACAAAAUCCAAUAGAUAUCUUGAAUGGAUGUGAAUAUUGUGAUGAAGACUAAUAUUUGUCUUAUUUUGAAGGAUCUAGAUGCUUUACAAAUAUUAGACAAGUGCUUGAGCCUAAUUGGGAGAGCAGGCAGCUUAGCUGGAAGCUGUGCCCAGCUUACUAUCACUAGAGAAGACGACAUCAGAACUGAGCAGAACUGGUGUCCAUUUCUUGUAGUUUGCACAUUUGGAACAGAGGCCCGAACAAACAACAGUUCCUGUGCUAAGAGUCCAUAGAAAGAGGAUAGCUCUUUUCCAUAGAAAAAGGUAGUUGGUGGCAGAGUUGUGAUGCCAGUGAGAUUAUGUAGAUUCUCAGUGAGAUCCUCUAUAUCAAUACUAAACGUAGAUUAAGAAGGUUUUUUUUUUCUAUUUACCAUGUUAAAUUUUACUGACUUAAUUAAUUACUCUAUGAAAGCGUGCAAGAAGUUAUUGACCUAGAAAUUUCUGACACUGAAGUAAAAAAUAAAAUCUGAAGGAAAAGAAUAUGAUUGAACCAUUUGUUCUUCUGAACACCUCUCCUUUCAUGAUGCAAUAAGUUACUCUGAAUUUCUUGGCAGAAAUUUUGACAGCUGUUGGUUUGAAUGGGUACCACCCCCAUAUUCCUUAAGGGAUUGUGUUUUUCAAAUAGACUACUGUGAUUGAAAUGAACUCAGUAUGUAGUAAGCUGCAGUUUUCCUCAAUAUAUUUUCAGGUACUCAGGUCACAAAUGUUCAAUUUCAGCAUAUUUUAGGGUGAGUAAUCAAAAACAUGAAUUUUUCUUUGAUUUCCUACUGAUAUCUGAACUGUCGUAAAACGUUCUUCUCUUCAGAUCUGAUUUAUUCUGUAGUCUCUCUCUAAAUAAUAUUUGUUUCUAAAAUUAUCUCAUAGCCAUGGUAAUAAUGGAUGUAUGGCCAGAAGAUUAGUAAGGUAAUAUCUUGAAUUGAUGUGUUUAUUGUAAUUAAGACAGACAUUUGCAAAUACCUUCUAAGCCAUAGUUGGAAAGCUCCCAAUUAUGAUAUAACACAAUAGAGUGAAAAACAUUUGUUCAGUACAAACUAGUAUCAUACCUGACUAGAUAUCACUAAGGGAAUGUGAUUUUAGAAAUUAUAUAUAUAAAGAUUUUAACAAAUCAUACCAACUAGAUCCUUCCAUGUUAUUGACAACAGGGCUCAUUUGGUUGUGGUUUGAACAUCAUGCAUGUGAACAAAAUGAAAUAGCAGUUAAGAGGUCUGUUUUCCCUUCUAGAUAAAUAGAACACUAGUAACUUUGGUUUCUCUUUCCAGCUGGUUUAGUCCGUUUCAAGUGCACUCAUUUAGAACUCUUAUUUCAAAGCAUAAGUUGAAUCUAUACUUUAGUUAUGGGCAUUUUGUUAUGGUUUUUUGCCUCAAGACCCAGUGUGGUUCAAGUUCCUGGUUAGAAGUGGAGAUUUGGGUUUUCUGAGUCCUCAGCCAUUAUGUCUUCUCCUCUGGUGGCACAGACUGAGGAAGGCUGCCCACCAACACUGACAGAUGGGCCACUGAUGACAGUUUGAAUGUGCAUCUUACUCUCUGAGCCAACCUGCCUGGCUUGUUUGUAGGGAGAAAUGCAUCUAGUUAUGUGAACCUCCCACGAGCAAUCCCAAGGGCAGCAUACAGAGGGCCAGACUUUAAAAGCAAUACAAGCAGAUUCUAAGAGCUGCUGCCCUCCCCUGAAAUAGACUUUCAGAAGCUGCCAACCAGUGUGCCCUGAAGCAACCAGUUAGUGUGAGCAAGACAUUCUAGACACACAGUGCUUUUAGACUUGUGUGGUGGUUUUCUGCAUUGAUAAAGGAAGCUUUUCUAAGAAGCAUUGUAGGACUUCAGUUGACAGAGUUUGUUCUAGUUACAGAAGCCUUGCUCUAAUGUCAACAGUUGAGGAAUGCUUAUUUUUCAUGUUUAGAGAAUUCUCUCUUGCUGCAAGCUAAUUCCAUGGACAAGGAAUAUUGGAUAAAGUGGGUUUAUGGCUCUGAAGAUCAGAGGAUACCAGACUUUAAGAGAAUUUAAAUAGGACUUUGAGGACUCCAAUAAGGACAGCUUCAGGUACCAGUUCUGUCCUAAAGCACUCUGCUGGACAACGGGACUGGCUCCUUCCGGGAGCUUUGCCCUGUGACUGGAACAGUUGAUGUGGCAAACCUCAUUGUGUGCAACUUGGAUCAGCUGAGUUGUGUUACGUUUAUUUUAAGUCAACUUGUGUGAGAGUUGGGAACUGGAUAUACCCUUUUCUUUAGCACUGCCAUUCUUUUUAUCUUCAGCACAAAUAAGAUGUUCUAAUGAGCCAGAGCCAAGAAGAGCCAUUUUAGUCUUUAUAGCUAUUGGACAAGAAAGAUAAUGAGCUGAUGGUCUAUUUUAACUUCAAAAGUAAAAAUGUAUAUUUUUUCACAAGUACAUUGAACAUAAAAAGUGUAACAGCAAAGUCUAUAUUUGAUGCCUUCUGUCUUUUCAUGGUAAUGUGCUAACAAGUUGUGUUAAUAUUUUACUCAGCCAGAGUCUUAUUCAUUUGUAAGCAUUGGGAAUAUUAUGUAUAUUGACCUUGAACAUAAUAAAUCCCUGAGAGUGUCCUAUAUUUGGAUUGUGACUUGUGGACUCAAGCUAACCUUACUGCCUCUUGUUCACACUUGUUGAAAAGUCUGUGAAGAACAUAGUAGGGUAAGGAUCUCCAACUUUGGGAAAUGUACAUGAUGUGAAACUGGGGUGCUAUAUUAAAAAUAAAUAUAUGAUAACUAA